GUUCCAUUUUCAUUUCUCUCUCUCUCAUCUCUCGAUAACGAAAGGUUUCGAUUUCUCAAUUCUUAUCGAUUAAGAACAAAUCUUAUCGAUUUACGAUUACCUUUCUUCCGAUUGAUCUUAAUUCAUUUUCUGAAUCUGAAUAUAAAAUUCUUUGGAAGGAGGAAGAAAUCUCAGGUUCUAACAGGGAGAAUGGGUUCUGAACAAAAUGAUAGCACAAGCUGCACACAAUCAUCAGAGCCGAAGCUGUGUGCAAACGGAUGUGGUUUCUUUGGUUCACCAUCAAACAUGGAUCUGUGUUCGAAAUGUUACAGAGACAUAUGCGCAGAGGAAGCUCAAACAGCUGUUGCAAAAGCUGCUGUUGAGAAAUCUUUCAAACCAUCACCUCCUCCUACCCUCUUCAUAGCAGAGCCUGAUGUGGCCAAGCCAUCUCAACCAGAGAAAGUUGUAGCUGUUCCUGUUGUUGCCGAGCCAUCUGAAGCUACAGUUCCUGAACAGAACGAACCAUCUAAACUUGCACGACCGAACCGGUGUCUAUGUUGCAACAAGAAGGUUGGGAUACUUGGGUUUAAAUGCAAAUGCGGGAGCACUUUCUGUGGGGAACAUCGGUACCCUGAGAGACAUGAUUGCAGCUUUGAUUUCAAAGAAGCUGGGCGUGGAGAGAUUGCAAAAGCCAAUCCGGUUAUUAAGGCUGAUAAAGUUCAAAGGUUCUGAAACUUUUAUGUUUGGUGUUGGUCUCUUUUAUUUGAACUCAGAAUUGUAUUUGAACUGGAAUUGGGUUUUUUAAUAGAUUGUUUUCAAAGGGGGGUAAGAUGAUGAAUUUGAUUCUAUAAUAAACUGGAUCUAUCGAGUUUGGUUAUCUUUGUCUCAAUCAUCUCUAAUGUUUGAAUUUAUUUGUUUAAAAGCUAGUGGUCAGACCAUGGUUCUGUUUCAAGAUUAUUCAGGUACGGAUUAUAAUCUUGAGAGGAACUUGCCGAACCAAUUUGUCAAAUCAUACUUUGGUCAAGUUGGACUUUGAUUAGAGAAUCAGUUGAAAUAGUUGUGUCAAUACAAAAUUUAGAGUAUUAUAAAGUAUUGACAAAUCAACUAUGUUUUAUUUAAGAAAAC
Molecule: messenger RNA, 1104 nt
Organism: Eruca vesicaria subsp. sativa (arugula)
Lineage: Eukaryota; Viridiplantae; Streptophyta; Magnoliopsida; Brassicales; Brassicaceae
Source: the annotation of a GenBank genome assembly